CCGGACUCCCAACCGAACCCGACACGGCUCGGCCGCCGCACGCCCCAAAACCUCAGCUCUGCCCGGCCAGCCCCUCCGCCGAGAGCCCGCGCCGCCGGGACCCUCCUCCCCGCGCUCGGCCCUCCCCGGAAGGGCGGCCUCUUCCCCGCCAGCGCCGAGGUGGCUGCGGGAUGGAGCGCGGAGGGGCCUACGCGUUCUCCGCCGCCCUGAGCGGAGCCUUCCUGCUGUCGUGCCUGCUCUUCGCGGCCAUCAACCGCCGCCAGCGCGGCCCCUACAUGGACGAGGCCUUCCACGUCCCUCAGGCGCAGGCGUACUGCCAGGGCCGCUUCCUCCAGUGGGACCCCAUGAUCACCACGCUGCCAGGCUUGUACCUGGUUUCGGUGGGAAUUGUGAAGCCUGCGGCAUGGCUCUUUGGCUGGACGGGAAGCGUGGUGUGUUCUGCAGGAAUGCUCAGGUUUAUUAACCUCCUUUUCACUGCUGGGAACUUGUAUUUACUGUAUUUACUUCUGUUCAAGAUCCAUCAGAAGAAUAAGGCUGUGUCUGAUUUCCAAAGAAUCUUGUCUACAUUAACUCUUGCAACAUUUCCUGCACUUUAUUUUUUUACAUUCCUUUAUUAUACAGACCCAGGAUCAGUAUUUUUCACUCUCUUUGCCUAUUUAAUGUGCCUUUAUGGUAACCAUAAAACGUCAGCUCUGCUUGGAUUUUGUGGCUUCAUGUUUCGUCAGACAAAUAUUGUGUGGACAGUUUUUUGUGCUGGAAAUAUUGCUGCAGAGAAGCUAAGUGAAGCCUGGAAGACAGAGUUACAGAAAAAGAAAGAUGAAAAGAAUUUUUCCAGGAAAGGAUCAUUUUCAGAUUUGUUCAGAAUAUUGAAGUUUCUUAUUGAAUAUCUUGUUUCACCUAAAAACUUAGUUACACUUACUGCUUUAACUUGGCCAUAUAUUAUAUUAGUAAUUAUGUUCUUUGUUUUUGUCUUCAUCAAUGGUGGAAUAGUUGUUGGUGACAGAAGUAGCCAUGAAGCUUGUUUGCACUUUCCUCAGCUGUUCUAUUUUUUGUCCUUUACUGUCUUUUUUUCAUUCCCUCACUUAUUGACCCCUACUAAAAUCAGAAAGUUCUUUCUGUCGUUACAAAAGCACCCUGUAAUGUACAGCUUAACUGCUGUCAUCUCUUUAUUCCUGAUCUGGAAGUUUACCUAUGUCCAUAAGUAUCUACUAGCAGAUAACAGGCAUUAUACAUUCUAUGUCUGGAGAAAGAUCUUCCAAAGACAUGAGCUUGUAAAAUAUGUAUUAGUUCCAGUCUAUAUGUUUGCUGGCUGGAGCUUUGUUGAUACAUUAAAAUCAAAAUCGAUAUUCUGGAUCUUAAUGUAUUUUGUAUGUUUAUUAGCUGUCACAGUUCCUCAAAAAUUGCUAGAAUUUCGUUACUUUAUUUUGCCAUUCUUAAUAUAUAGGCUCAAUAUUCCAUUCCCAUCUCUAUACAGACAACUUCUGGAGCUGGCUUUUUAUACAGUUGUUAAUGCUGUAACUAUUUAUAUUUUUCUAAACAAAACAUUCCAGUGGCCAAAUAGUAAUGAAAUCCAGAGGUUUAUGUGGUGAUAUUUUCUUUUUUUUUGAUACUUUCAUACAUUUAGGGAAACUAGUUCUGUUUCAGGACUAUGGACUCUGGAAUAAAGCAAUAUGUUUUGUGUUAUUUAAUGACAUUUUUUUGCCAGUUGGAACUGAAGAAGUGAACUGUUUGCUUAUAUUAUUGCAAAUGUAUCUAAUGUGAGAGCUGGUAUGUUGUCAUGUGAGGAUAAUCCAUACAUUGAAUUUAUGAGCUGCUGAAAUCAACAAAUUCAAUAUGAGGGGAAAUUUGAGAACACCUUUCUCUUAUUAAUGUGAAUAAGGGAGAUGUUUACAGUAGUUUUUCAUUAUAAUGAAAUAUUAUAUAACAUCUUUGAAGGUAUGACAGCACAUAAGUGUGUUUCAGAAGUUUCUGUUUAUUAAAAUAAAGUAUUUCAGCGUUUAACAUUGUUAU
Calypte anna (Anna's hummingbird) is the source of this 2010-nucleotide messenger RNA. It is a transcript of the gene ALG10, whose product is annotated as ALG10 alpha-1,2-glucosyltransferase. The transcript is spliced from 3 exons. Gene Ontology annotation, molecular function: dolichyl pyrophosphate Glc2Man9GlcNAc2 alpha-1,2-glucosyltransferase activity. Gene Ontology annotation, cellular component: endoplasmic reticulum. The coding region runs from base 171 to 1589 and encodes 472 amino acids. The record is from RefSeq and is a predicted model, not a curated record. Gene Ontology annotation, biological process: protein N-linked glycosylation; dolichol-linked oligosaccharide biosynthetic process. Lineage: Eukaryota; Metazoa; Chordata; Aves; Apodiformes; Trochilidae.